GUUCUGCACCCCCUGCUACUGGCUGAGUUUCCCCAUUCCUUGUCAAUAAGACAGACUCUUGUUUUCACAGCCAGUCGAUCACCCAGUGUCAUCACCCUGCCUGCUGGCUGGGCAGGGUAAUUCCUCAGGUCACCACCCUCUCCAGCCUGCCUUGGGCUUGGAGAGUGAGGAGGAGGGCCAGGGACAGCUGGCAACCCUGAACAUUCACCCUCCAUCGCUCCAUCACCCAGAGCAAUUCCAGGAUGUCCAGGCUCCUGAGGAUGUUCAGGAAGAAGGCUCUGCAGGUGGCCCCAGAGCCUGAGGGACGGCCAUGGACUCAGAGGACGAGGAGGAGGAAUGGGUGGACAUGGCCACAGAGGAGACUGCUCUCAAGAACAUCCGAGAGCAGCUCCAGGGCUGAGAAAAGGAUGAAGCCCAGCAUCUCAUGUUUCAGCACACCAUCCACCCCGCGUGUCUCACUGCACAACAGAGAGGGCAGGACAUGCUGGACCCACACUUCUGCAAGGCGGCUGUGACGGAGAGGAUUGUGCACCAUGACACCUGCCCUGGAGCCAGAACUGGAGACCCACCUCCUUCGAGCUGCCCUGCAUGCCAUCUUCACCCUGGGCACGGAGAAGGACACCACCCAAGUCCAGGUAGAUCAUGCUAAAGUCAUGGUUUGAAGAGCAAGCUGUCAACCUGCCACAAAUCAUUUUUAAUUGCCUGCAGUGGGAUGUGAAUUACAGAGGCCAGGAUAUGUGUUUGGAGGUCUCACCAGUGCUUCCCAGAGACCCCUUGUGACGGGACGGACUGGCCCCGCACUGGGACUGAGAGAGUUAACCCUUCCCUGCUGACAGAGGAAGCCAUGCCCGUGAGGCUCUGCUGCGCAUGCUCCAACCGGGAGUCAAACAUAAAAGCCUGCAGAACUGCUUAGUUCGGGCUGGCAGCUCAGGAAGAAGGAUGCUCUGCAGAAGCUGCAGCCCAGGAGCAGUUGCAAGGAAGGAGGGAGCUGAGGAGCCAGGAAGCGGGCCCAGAGACUGGCAGCUGUGGGAAUUCCAGGGAGCAUCGGGUGCUGAGGAUCCUGAAAACCCUGAUGCCACAAGAACUGGAUCUGCAUAGGGUCUUGCCAGACCUCCUGGACACCAUGCUUGGGAACCUGCUGGCAGAGUCCCCAGACACUGACAGGCUCCACUACAUCUUGAAGCAAAUUAACUACUGGAUUGUGUCCAGGGUGUCACAGGAGAGAGCCAGGGCCAUUAGGAGCAGCACGGCCCUGCUCAGAUACACCAUCACCCUUCCUGAGUUUGACAACUCCGCAGAAUUCCCCAGGCUGGGUCACCAUGUGGCACAGCUGGCUCUGUUCAUCAGUGACCCAGGCAAGGACCUCAGCCGGCAGGCCAGGGAGGGGCUUUACUGCCUCUACCAGCUGCUGCUGCACCAGAGGGGUCUUCAGCAAGUUCUUCUCUGAGAGGCAGAGAAGAUUUUUCCUCCGGACGGAGGGCAGUGCUGGCCAUCCACGACCUCCGGCUGCGUGUCAGCUAGGCUGGGCUGCUCCUCCCCUACUUCCUCCUGGGGGAAGCCCAUCAGCUGAUGGGG
Molecule: messenger RNA, 1575 nt
Organism: Mauremys mutica (yellowpond turtle)
Lineage: Eukaryota; Metazoa; Chordata; Testudines; Geoemydidae
Product: maestro heat-like repeat-containing protein family member 7
Exons: 9
Coding region: 1073-1447 (124 amino acids)
Cellular component (GO): cytoplasm
Source: RefSeq, a predicted model, not a curated record